This is a messenger RNA of Schistocerca piceifrons (Central American locust), 2262 nucleotides long. Its product is annotated as prion-like-(Q/N-rich) domain-bearing protein 25. The record is from RefSeq and is a predicted model, not a curated record. Bases 23 to 1036 code for a protein of 337 amino acids. Lineage: Eukaryota; Metazoa; Arthropoda; Insecta; Orthoptera; Acrididae. The transcript has 8 exons.
GGCCGCCGCGGCUGCUGAAGCCAUGCUGCCGCCCCGCGAGCCGGCGGCGCCGCUGCUGACGGACCUGGCGCUGCCUCUGCUGCUGGCGCUGCCUCUGCUGCUGACGGGCGCCGCCAGCGCCGUCCACCACCCCGCGCAGCUCCGCAGGGGACAGAUCGAUUGCCGUUACGAUGAGGACUGCAUUCCGAACGCCUACUGCAAGGAGCAGAAGUACUGCCUUUGCAAGGUCGGCGCCUUCGCCUACACGCUCAGCAAUGGCAGCACUGCGUGUCUCAAAGCUGCCACAACUGUGGGCGAUCCCUGCUUCCUGACCGAGCAGUGCGUUAUGAAUCUGAGCGAGAACUCCGUCUGCGACAGCGCCGGGCGCUGUCAGUGCCGCGAGAAUGCGCACUUCGUGGAGGGGCGGUGUCAUCGCACCUCAAGGGCUGGCGAGUCCUGCCGUGUGAGUAACGACUGUCAUAUUGACAAUCCAAACGUGAUGCUGAGCUGCCUCUAUCAGGUCUGUGUGUGUCCCCAGCAGUACAGACCUGUUAACAAUGGCUCUGACUGUGUUCGCACAUUGGAACUUGGGCAGAAUUGUGACACUGACGAAGAAUGUAUAACGGAAGGAGCCGUCUGCAAAGACGUAUGCCACUGCACAGUACAUCAUGAAAUUAGCCAAGACGGUCGCCACUGUCUCUUAGCUGCUGAGGUGUUAGAGAGUCCAUGUCAGGAAGAUGCACAAUGUGCAAAAUACAUUGAAUUUUCCAAGUGUCAGUCUGGCCUAUGUGUCUGUGAGGAUGAUUAUCACUACACUGCUGCCAAAACUAAAUGCUGGAGAAAUAUUGGACUUAAUGAACGUUGUUCAGAUAGUGCUGAGUGUGUACUCAAACAUGGAAAUGACAUGACAGCUAUCUGCUCCAUUUCUGGUGUAUGCCAAUGCAUGAAAGGAUAUGAACCAACAUCUGACAACUCUGACUGUCGUUCAGGAGCUGCAGUUGAUCACCCCACACUUUUCGUUGUUCCUGCUUUGAUUCUGCUUCUGUCUUUGAGAUAACAGCAAUUGAUGUUGAUCAUAAUGAAGAGAUUUUUUCUAGUGCCCUCUGUGGAUAUGUACAGGAUGUAGUCAACACAGCGUAGUGUUUUAAGGGGAACAUCAAAAGUAUUAAUUUGAUGCAUGAGGUGAAUUACAGGAACUGCAAGCAAAUUUUAUGUUGUUAAGGUAACCACAAUGACUUUUGAUGUUACCUUAAUUCAUUAUGAUUGAACAAUAAGUCAAGGUGCUUAACUCAGAUUAAGAUAAUAACUCAAACUGUUAAUAUUUAUAUGUAUGAAAGAUGACUGAAAAAUGAUUAAGAUGUUGAUGUAUGUUUGUAAUUGUAUGCCGUCUUGAGUUCCUGUUCUGUUAUUGUGUUAUGAAAGAAACUUAACUGUUCAUCUGUACGAGCAGGUCACAUAUACAUCAGUUAUAAUGAGUCAAUGUUGUUAGUGAGCAAUGAAUAUUUUUUAUCAACUUAACCUGUUACUCUUCAAUUCUAAGAGAGAAAUGUGUUUGCUUAGAAUGAGUAUUCUGCAACUUUUUUGUAACCAAGCCAUCCAUAGACAGGUGCUGAUGAUACACAGCAAUGGCGACAUAAGUACCUUACACUAUGUGCAUAUUUAUUAUAUGGGAAGUUAAAACUGUCAUCUCUUACUUUCUAAAGAAGGGAAAAUGAUAUUGCUAAGUAAGUAGGUCAAUCAGACAAUUACAAGGAAAUUGAUUGUCCUUAGUAUGGUUUUUCUACAAGUUCUUAAUGUACAAAUCUGUAAUCUGAUUCUCAUUACAUUUUCUUUAUACUUUUUAUUUGUAUUUUGCUCAGAACAUCUAGCAGCUAUGUUAUAUAAACAUGUAGGACAAGUAUGAAAAUGAACUUACUGUGAUAUAUAGUACCAAUCUUUCUCUUACUUAAUAUUUUAUGCAUAUUUAAUUAUACAACUUAAGUUUUAGUAACAGAUGAAAACUUCACUUUUAUGCCAAUUUCUUUUGGAAUGGAAUUCAGCUACUUAUAGUUAUCACUAGAAUUUUAGAGUUGCAAGUGAAUUACAGCUUUCCCUUUAUGAAAGUGUGUCCUAGUUUAAUGAGAAAAGAAAGGGUAAUGGUGAAAAGAAUAAGCAACAGAUCUCUGCAGUAUAAGUUCUUUCUGAUUUGAUAAAAGAAUGUUCAUAUACAUUAAGUGUGAAUGAUUAUAGUCAGAAAAACCAACUUUGAGAAAAUGUUGUAAGUAAAUAAAAAGUUUGUACAAA